ACUCGUGCCGGGUAGAGCAUCAGUGUUCCGGUGAACCCGGCAGUUACCGCCCAGACCUUGCAGAGGGUGGUGGUAUAUCUCGCAUCAUUGUUCCUACUCUUCCUAUAUGUGUCAUAUUAUCACUGUCUCCUGCAAGUGUUGAGGUACUUUAUUCUCCUUCAAAAAAGGAUCUUAAUUGCAGGUCUUAUAGAAGACCAAAUAGAUAAUUCAUGAUGUGUAAAUUAAUAUAAGGGCAUAAAUAUGCAAUAAUGUUAAGUAAGCAAUAUAAGUUUCUGCAAGCACUCAUUGCACUCACUGUAAUACUGUGUGUGUAUUUAAAUGACAAUGAAGGGCUCACUGAGUAUAAGAUGAAGGUUCAAACAAAACUGAAAAGUCUCUGGCAGUACAACCAGUCUUCCCAGAGUAACAUCACGCGGGUUUUUUUGCUGUCACGGAAUGUUGAGGAAACAGAGACCAUUGACACCUCAGUUCACCUCAUACAUGCAGUAACGUACAGUUACACGACGACACAUAAUUCUUCAAGUGCUACGCCUGUAUUGCUCUCGUCACCUGCUGUCAGAGUACACAAACCUGUCAUCCACAAGAGACUCGAUAAAAUAGUUUUCCCCAGCAUCAGCAACUGCACUGAGAAGAACGUUCGGAAAAAUCGCAUCCACCGAACGAAAAAUAAAUAUCCUUGUAAGAAGUGGAUUGAAGCAAGCCCUGGGGAUCCCUACUGGCCUGUGGUACUGAGUCCUACGUACGGUAGGAGCCUACAGGACCUCGCACACCACCAGCACCCUCAGAGUGAGCAGUUUAUUAAUGAGCAGCUGGUGGUACAGAAGCAGAGAACAACACUGCUGGCUGAGACCUGCCUUAAGCACCCUGAAGUCUCCAUACGUCAGUAUAUGAACCUAGUGUGGGACACUGCUAGAGUACCUCCACUCAUCUACUGUCCUAUAUACAAGGUAGCAUCAACUACAUGGAUGGUGUACUUCCUUCGCCUGAGGCAUAUAAAUGACCGGGUCCCAGAGCUGGAGCAAUAUGAUGAGCAGACGCAAGAACAACUGAAAUAUAUGCCACGCUAUGGAGGUGGUCAUCAGCGGGUGUUCAAAGAAUACAAACAGCCCAAGACAAGCGAGGAAAAAAAUUACGUUUUUAAGAAAGCUCUCCGCUUCAUCGUGGUCCGUCAUCCAUUCACUAGGAUAUUGUCGGUAUAUAGAGGCAAGAUUGAGAGAAAAGAACCUCGACCUUUUGCACCUUACUUCAAGCAUCUUCAACGAGCAAUUAUUAAGAGGUACCGGCCACCAGACACACACCUCACUUCGCCUACGCCAACCUUCUCAGAAUUCGUCGACUAUGUCAUUGAUUCUACCAAGAAUUUCAAGACUGCUGCGGAUUGGGAGAAAAAUGUUGUAUGCUGGACACCAUACUGGGUACAGUGUGGUGUAUGCGCCUCAGAUUACCAGGUCAUUAUUAAGUUGGAAACAAUGACUACCGAUGAAGAGUUCUUGGCACAAAUUGCAAACCUGAAGGAGAUUCAGAAUCUUCACGAGUGGAGGAAUUUGAGGAACUCACCAGCCACUUCAACUGCUACACAAUCUCGGUAUUUUAAAAGCUUAACCAAAAGACAAAUUCUGUUACUCUUUCAACGAUAUCAACUUGACUUUGAACUUUUUGGGUAUUCAGCUGAUGAGUAUCUGAAUUUCAGUGAACAAGACUAAAUAUAAAACAUUUUGGUUUAAGUAACUAAUAUACUGGCGAACAGUAGAAUAUGAAAUUUUAAAAAUGUGGGAAGACAAAGUACUUAAACUUUAACCUUACCUAGAACAUCAACCUUGAUUUUGUGAAGAACAAAAAAGCACAAUAUCUUGACUGGAACAAUACAUAAAUAACCCCCACACAGACAGAAGCUUAUGACAACUUUUCGGUCCGACUUGGACCAUUUACUAGUAACACAAACGCACAAAGGUAAAGGAGCCAGUAUUAUAUAUACAUGAAAGGAGGACAAUGACAUAUAUACUGCCUGUGGAAAAUUGCAUUUACUUGGAUGUAUAAUUAUAUGCAUAACAGUAAAUGAACAAUGAUAACUAUUAUUUAUCAGUUAGACAUGUAGGAAUUUGGGACACUUAGGUCGCAAAAAGUGUCCCCCUUCGAUACCUACCACUGUCAUAUCCAGAAGUUGCUCUGGACCUAUUAAUUAAAUGAAAUAUACAUACACCAGGAAUACUGGUAAAUAUAUAAAUUUGUGGACUGUAUAUUAAAAAUAAUAAAUGGUUAUAUAUAUACACAAUUACAUAACAGAAGGAAAAUAUAUCUUAAUAUCACUCACCAAUUUGACUGGAGAUUAAUGUGUAUCAUACUCAGAAAACCUCACUCUAACUAAAUCUAUGAAAAUAAUGCUGGCCAGAAUUACACACAAAUCUAGAGAGCUUAUCUGAGGAUCCUGGAGCUGUCUUGUCCAGUCUUCUGAUAUCUCAAGUUAUGCAGGAAUGCACAUCCACCAAUUUCGCCUCCUAUUUGAGAGGUGUCAACACAAUUUUAACCUCUAGAGCACGAAAAAUUCUUCCCAUUACACCAACGUUUGUACAAAAUUCAAAACCAAGAUGGCGAGUCUCGUCUGCACCGACGCAGGCUUUCCGUUUUCUAUGACAUAAAUAUUAUUAAAUACAGUAUGGCCAUCUAUUUACAUAUAAAUACUGAAUUUCUGGAAAAUAUAUACAGUAUUUUCCACACUGGCUUCCUUACCUUUGUGUUUGUGUAACUAGUCAGUGGUCCAAGUCGGACCAAAAUGUCAUAAACUUCCUCUAUAUGCGGAUUAUUUGUGUACUGAAUUUGUAAUCGUUAACCCAAUUGAGUUCUGUAUAUAUGCUUUUUGGGAUAGGUUUAGCUAUUUCCUUGUCGGGGGUAGGAAGAUCAUAACCAAACCCCGAGAUCCUAUGCUGUUGUGACACUAAAAGUUAAAACACUUUAACUCAACCGUGUUAAAACAUAACUGGUAUCCAAUUUAUUGAAAGGAUUUACUGUCAUUAGCUAUUUAAAUCACAUUUGAUAAACUACAAAUGGUAGCUACACAAAAUAGCAGUACUGUACAUGAAAAAUAUUUUAAAUGCAUCCAUAGUAAUUACCUGUUUGUGAGUUAAUAUUUAAUAUUAACUGGUCAUGGGAAAAAAACUCUUGAAAAUGUUUUAAAAGUAUAAUUUCAAAUCCUUUUCCAGAAGGAUUUGAAAUUAUACUUAUAUGUAUAAAAUUAAGUGUACCAGAAAUACCCGGUGUGUAUCACACCAAGUAUUUUAAAAAUGCUGUGAUUAUUAUAUUUAAUAUUUCCAACGAUA
Cherax quadricarinatus is the source of this 3314-nucleotide messenger RNA. Its product is annotated as carbohydrate sulfotransferase 10. Gene Ontology annotation, cellular component: membrane. Gene Ontology annotation, molecular function: sulfotransferase activity. Gene Ontology annotation, biological process: carbohydrate biosynthetic process. Lineage: Eukaryota; Metazoa; Arthropoda; Malacostraca; Decapoda; Parastacidae. The record is from RefSeq and is a predicted model, not a curated record.